Messenger RNA from Betta splendens (Siamese fighting fish), 565 nucleotides. It is a transcript of the gene insl3, whose product is annotated as insulin-like 3 (Leydig cell). Bases 38 to 430 code for a protein of 130 amino acids. Gene Ontology annotation, molecular function: G protein-coupled receptor binding; hormone activity. Gene Ontology annotation, cellular component: extracellular region. The transcript is spliced from 2 exons. Gene Ontology annotation, biological process: adenylate cyclase-inhibiting G protein-coupled receptor signaling pathway. The record is from RefSeq and is a predicted model, not a curated record. Lineage: Eukaryota; Metazoa; Chordata; Actinopteri; Anabantiformes; Osphronemidae.
CUCACGGACCAUCGAGCAUCCGGCGACGCAUCGAACCAUGUCCGCCGCUAAGUGUCUGGUGUACGCGAUGAUGAUGCUAGCAGCUGGGGCGUGUGUCGCUAGCGCACAGGAGAGGAUAAAGAUGUGCGGCAGGGACCUGAUCCGUCUGGCCGUCUCGUCCUGUGGGAACGCACGGCUGAGGAGGAGCAUCCCGGACCUUGUGCUGGACCAGCACCAGUACAUGCAGCAGUGGAACCUGGAUGCCUCCACGGAAGAGCACCAGGCCGCCGAGGUGGUCCGCACCCCCGCAGGGUCUGCCGGGAAGGAGGAGGCCUCCGCUGCUCCUCACUGGUACCGCGUGUCCUCUCGGAUCAGACGGGCGGCUGGGAAAAUAUCCGAUAUCUGCUGCGAGAGAGGAUGCAGCAUGAAGGAGCUGAUCCAGUUCUGCUAAAUGUAACUCAUUACCUGUCACGUGGCAGAACGGGCGGCUCGAAAAAACUGUGAUUCACUCCGCAUUGUGGUCUAAAGGAACCUGUACCACGCUGCCAAGCGCUUGAGAAAUGAAAUAAAAUGCUUCAGCCCUCGA